This is a messenger RNA of Menidia menidia (Atlantic silverside), 885 nucleotides long. The record is from the annotation of a GenBank genome assembly. Lineage: Eukaryota; Metazoa; Chordata; Actinopteri; Atheriniformes; Atherinopsidae.
AUGACGACGCGUUCAGAGAGAGAAAAAGCCCAGAAACUGAAUGAGCAGCAUCAGGCCAUUCUGUCUAAACUGCUGAGAGAGGAGGAGAACAAGUAUUGUGCCGACUGUGAGGCAAAAGAUGCGGACAUCUCUCGUAAGGGCGAGUCUGCACAGGUUUUUCGGAAGGCUUUGUCAAUGUACAACAGGGAGCACAUUGGCCGGCACUUGCUUCCCUACCCUGACCCAGCGGCUCUGGGUAUAUGGCCCCCGUGGGUGGGUCAGCGCCCCGAUGAUGACCCGUCCUUGGUUUCUGCUCCGCGCUCGCCCUCUGCAAAUGUGAGAGUGCUGCUGAAUUUCAAAAGCACAGGGACAGUUUGGUUUCGCUGCCCGUGGCACCGUCCGGCCUUCGAUGGUAAAAUUGGCUCCAGUUUCUCGUUCUUAGACGGAAAAAACGGCGAACUUCUCAAUUCGAGUUACGUGCCAGGUCCUCGCUGGGCGUCAUGGAAUCUGGGGGUGUUCAUGUGCAUCCGCUGCGCGGGCAUCCACCGCAACUUGGGCGUCCACAUCUCCAGGGUCAAGUCGGUCAAUCUGGACCAGUGGACUCCCGAACAGAUCCAGAGCAUGGUGGACAUGGGCAACUCCAGAGCCAAGCGGCUGUACGAAGCCCACCUACCGGAGAGCUUCAGGCGGCCGCAGACCGACCAGUAUCCUACCAUUUGUGGCCCUAGGCUUCUACCCACACCGUUUAUUUAUUUUUUUUUUGUGUACAACUUGUUUGUAUUACCGCCGCUGCCACGACGGCCACAUACGAACUGCUGCCGUCACGCCACGCGUACACGAACCCCGCCGCUGUCAUUGUUCACUGAUCUAAAGCCCUCCGCAUCACCACACGCAGGCGUAGAUUAG